UUCGGAUCAAGACUAUUCAAUUCGAAUCUGCAGAAAUUAGAGGGGGGAAAAUAAUGAAUGAAAUUAAAAAAAAGUAAAUGCAACAACUCGUUGUCCUGGGCUCCGAACAGCUGGUCUUCUUUCCAUAACCAAUCAGCUUCUCAUAAAGGUGACGUAUGAGUGUCCUACGUCAGACCAAGAGAGAGAGAGAAGAGCUGAAGCCGACGGAGUUUGAGAGGAGAGAGAGAGAGAUAGGGACAAGAGUGGCCCAUCAAUACUGUGACCAAGCACAGGAGCUCAGCACACACCCCUAACUCUAAUCGCAAGCAUCUCGAUUCCGGGAAGUCCUGCAACACCUCGAACCCUCGGCCACUUUCCCCACCUUCUCAGAUCAAAACAAGGGCGCUAAGGGCCUUCUGUCCGGUUUUAAAGUGGACCUAACACCGCCUUACUUUAUUGACAUGGGAGACAUGGGGGAUCCGCCAAAAAAAAAGCGUCUAAUCUCGUUGUGUGUCGGCUGUGGGAAUCAAAUCCAUGACCAGUAUAUUCUGCGCGUGUCCCCGGACCUGGAGUGGCACGCGGCGUGUUUGAAAUGUGCAGAAUGUAACCAGUAUCUGGACGAGUCCUGUACGUGUUUUGUGCGAGACGGAAAAACUUACUGUAAACGGGACUACAUCAGGUUGUACGGGAUCAAAUGUGCUAAAUGCAACAUCGGUUUCAGCAAGAAUGACUUCGUGAUGAGAGCACGCUCGAAGGUUUAUCAUAUUGAGUGCUUCAGAUGUGUGGCGUGUAGUCGGCAGCUUAUCCCAGGAGAUGAGUUCGCUCUGCGGGAAGACGGGCUCUUCUGCAGGGCCGACCAUGACGUGGUGGAGCGGGCAACAAUGGGUGCUGGUGACCCAUUAAGCCCAUUACAUCCGGCAAGACCUUUACAAAUGGCAGAGCCCAUCUCGGCACGUCAGCCUGCGCUUCGACCUCAUGUGCACAAGCAACCUGAGAAAACAACCCGCGUCCGGACAGUCCUCAACGAAAAACAGCUCCAUACCUUGAGGACUUGUUACAAUGCCAACCCUCGACCCGACGCCCUCAUGAAAGAGCAGCUCGUUGAGAUGACGGGUCUCAGCCCGAGAGUCAUCAGGGUUUGGUUUCAAAACAAGCGCUGCAAGGACAAAAAGAGGAGCAUACUGAUGAAACAACUCCAGCAGCAGCAACCCCACGACAAAACGAACAUCCAGGGGAUGACAGGGACUCCAAUGGUGGCGACCAGUCCAGAGAGACACGACGGUGGUUUGCAGGCAAACCAAGUGGAGGUGCAGAGUUACCAACCGCCUUGGAAAGUCCUGAGUGACUUCGCACUGCAGAGUGACAUCGACCAGCCUGCUUUCCAGCAACUGGUGAAUUUUUCUGAAGGAGGGCCAGGCUCGAACUCCACGGGGAGCGAGGUCGCCUCAAUGUCCUCGCAACUGCCUGAUACACCAAACAGCAUGGUAGCGAGUCCUAUAGAGGCCUAGGAGAGUGGAUUAUCUUCUGCACCUGAAGUUUGGCAAAGACGUGUCCGGGAACCAAUCUCAGAGAGAGGCUCGUGAAGUUUCUUCCAUCCCUAUUUCAUUUAGGGCCGCUCCUGAAUAAAAACCCAUCCUCCAACUGCACGAGGCCUCUAUACCGAAAAAAACCCUUCUCAUAUUUAUACACUGUGAUGACAAUCAUGGGAUUUAAACACACUCCAACCGAGCAAGUACAACGAGUGUUGCGAAAAGACCAUUUAAAGUUGCAAACUCCUGCGAAAGUGGACCCAGCCGGCGCACAUCUUCACGCACCGAACCUGACAUGAUGACUGCAGAGCUCUGCGGCUGAGUGGACCUGGUCGGCGACACUUUUGCCAAAUACCCCUCCACAUUUUCUUCAACUUUUAUGACAAAUCAUUGGACCUCCACGGAUAUAAGUCGCAAGAGAACUGAAUCUAAUAUACAUUCAUAUAGCCUACUUUUGUGCGCAACGUGAGUAGCCUAUAAUGAAACCAUGACUGUUUAUUCUGUUUCUAUAAAAGAUCGAAAUGGACCAGUUAACUGAAAGAGAGUAUGGCAGCCGAGGUCUGCUGCGAUUACAGUUUUGUUAUAUCAUAUGGCCACUUUUCAAACAUCAAGCCCAAGUACUAAAGCAUUGCAACAAGGUAUAGGCUACCUCUAUUUUGCCACAAGCUGUGUGGGAAUUUCGUGUGUUCGUGUCCGUCCAAUAACUUUUUUCUUUCCCAAAGAUGUGUAUAGUUUUAAGUUAAGUUAAUAUGACUGAUUAGCUAUGGAGGUUUCGUUUUGUUCAUGUACUACAAAAUAUUUUAUUAUUUAUUGUCGUAAGACAUGCCACUUUUGUGUACUUUUAGGCUACAUGCUGAAGAAGUAAAAAGGAGGAAAAGAAUAUUGUCGACUCCGAAUGAUCUAUCAUAAUUGACGUGUCCUGUCGUUUGAUCAAAGACUGAUGUAAGAACAACGCCAUAUGUAGACUUAUCUUCAGGAAUAUUUGAUCAAUAAAAAUUUGACGUGUACUGUAAAGUAAACGGUCGGACACGCGGAGAUUUCUUAAAUGUUACCAUUUUUGUACCUUUAUGUUUCUCACAUGACAAUUUGAAGCAUGGCUAUGGUAAUAUAUAAGCGAAAAUAAGGAGAUUAGGCAAGAGACAACAAAGUUCUUGUUUGAUCAGAAAAAUGUGGUCAACGUCACUGCAGGCCACAGCACUCUUAAAGGGACAGUUCACCCCCCAAAAAUGACAACAUUAACAUAUUUACCUUUUAUAUACUAAGGAAGUGUUUCUACUAUGUAUUGAAGCACUUUGUGAUUGAGAAAGUUGAGAAAACCAAGAAAUUAAAAAAUUAACCUCAGCUGACUUCACUUACUCAUUUGCACACUGACCUGCAGUGAGCUUGCUAAAGUACAAACAGUUAAACAGAAUUAAAACUCAAUCUCAAACACUCCAGAAUUUCGGGAAAUCAUGUCAUGUGCUGGUACAAUCACUUUGGCUAUUCCUGUUUACAUGACCGAUGACUGUGGGCAUUAUUUUUCUCAGCUUUCACGUUUCCUUUGUGCAAAUUGAGAUAAUUUAGAUACUUGUCAUGAAUAUGUUAGACCUAUUCAAUACUAUAAAUUACCUUAUUUAGAAUUAGAAAUCUUUGAUAUUUUAUAUAUACCAUAGGGAAAAAUUAGCUUAAAGAUAAAAACACAGUAAUGAGGGGCAUGUAAAGUAUAGCAAAACUAUUUAUUUAUUUAUUUAUUUUCUAUUUACAUUCCAAUUAAAAGUAUAUUAAGGCAAACUGAAUUAAGAACAAAACAUACAUGACUAAGACAACAUGUCAACAUCACAUUAGGAAUUACUGAAGACAUAGCUAUAUACCAGCCAUGAGAUGGAAGUACAUAUAAGACACAAUUGCAAAGAUUUACUCUUUUGUUAAUGUCAAAAGUUCUUAAUAUUACAUCACUUUACAAAAUAUGUUUUUCAUGUCAAGCAAGUAAACUGUUUUUAUUAUACUAGUGGUAUCACUCACCAGAAAUUAUGUAUAGAUUUAAUUCAGGCUUCAAACAUAUCAACAAAUAAUUUUGUCUGCUUCUCUAAUUAAAACAAGAAUGGUUACCAUUUGUACAUUA
Molecule: messenger RNA, 3609 nt
Organism: Carassius auratus (goldfish)
Lineage: Eukaryota; Metazoa; Chordata; Actinopteri; Cypriniformes; Cyprinidae
Product: insulin gene enhancer protein isl-1
Exons: 6
Coding region: 441-1487 (348 amino acids)
Biological process (GO): positive regulation of transcription by RNA polymerase II; axonogenesis; neuron fate specification
Cellular component (GO): nucleus
Molecular function (GO): cis-regulatory region sequence-specific DNA binding; DNA-binding transcription factor activity, RNA polymerase II-specific
Source: RefSeq, a predicted model, not a curated record